Messenger RNA from Notodromas monacha, 3070 nucleotides. NCBI's taxonomy places the organism in Eukaryota, Metazoa, Arthropoda, Ostracoda, Podocopida, Cyprididae. The record is from the annotation of a GenBank genome assembly.
UAUUUUUAGAAGCAUGACUUCUAUCUUAGAGCAGUACGAACGGGACACGUCUCGUGCCCCGCGUGGACGAAUCAGUGGUAUCAAUGCAAGACCGGAAAAUGUGAUGGGAACCACUGGUUUUAUCAACAUGAAACUGGAAGAGGAACCACCGAUAUUCACUCGACAGCAAGUCAACUUUUCCCCGAGUCACCAUUUAUCCCAUUUGGUGUCCGGAGGGAACAGAAUUGUUUUGGCUAUGAAAAACAAAAUGCUGCUGAAGAUUCAAAUCGAUCCGCGAACUGGAGGCUCGAAAGGCAGUUCAGGACCAGAAGAAAUCGAUUUGUCCAAGUUUGCGAUGCACAACAGAAUCUCAGGGGUGUUUUUUGACCCGACUGGAAGACACCUGAUUGUUAGCGUUUCGGAGAUCAACCGAGAAAUUCCUUUGGUAAAAUGGAAAGGCCACUUGAUUACCGCAGUUGGUUGGAACCCAAGAGCAGCCAGAGAUGACGGGACCGGUUCGAUACUAGUUGGCACUUCGAGAGGAUUAAUUUUCGAAGCAGAAUUGGGUGCAGAAUACGAAGGGUUCUUCAGCAACAGUUGUGAGCUUUAUUGGAAACAGGUUGCUGACCUGGGAACAGGGGCAGGGCCCGUAAGUGGGAUCGAACUUUGGGUCGAUCCUGGUUUGGCAGGGGAUCAAGAUCGCUAUUGCGUCGUCGUUACGACAAUCAACCGUUUGUACCAAUUCGUCGCGAAAUUCUCCCGCGACGAAAAACCCCUGCUUGGGCAAGUAUUCGCAGUGACCGGGGACCCCGGUGACAAGUUUCAAGAAUUCCCGAGCCUGAGAACCGCACCCAUGAUGCAGCUGCCGUCGAGUUGCCUGAGGCUGUUUCGCGCUGGCGAGGUUUCGUCGGUGCCCAAGUACCUGGCCUGGGUAACGGACGAGGGUAUUUUCCACGCUGAAAUUGAGUGCAAGGGUGAGUCGGUGAUUGGGGCCGCGAGACUGAUCCCGUAUCCGGACGGCGCCGGGAGGCCCUUGUCGAUGGCGUUGACGGAGUUUCAUGUGAUUUUGUGCUACCCGGAUGCCGUGCGAGGGAUCUCGAGUUUGAACGACCAGUUGGUCUUUGAAGAUAUCAUCAUUUCGGAUAAUCACGGAAUUGUUGUCGGGGUGUCAAGAGACCCGCACUCGAGAACUCUAUGGGCAUUCGCGGAAAUGUCUGUCUUUCGGUACACUAUCAAAGACGAAUCUCGUGACGUAUGGUGCAUUUUCAUGGACCAAGGCAAGUUCGACUUGGCCCGAAAAUACGCGGAAACCAAUCGAAUGGCGACCGACGCCGUUACUUCCUGCGAAGCCGAUUCUCUCUUCUCUGCUGGAAAAUUCAACGAAAGUGCUGUUCUCUACGCCAAAACCCAGCGAUCCUUUGAAGAAAUCACUCUGAGGUUCAUGGAUGAGAGCAAAAGAGAAGCUUUGAGGACGUAUUUGCGGAAUAAGUUGGAUGGCCUGAAGGCCAUGGAGAAGCCGCAGAGUGUGAUGCUCGUGACUUGGUUGCUGGAACUGGAAUUGAAUGCUGUCGGUGAGCUGAGGGACGCCAGCAAAUUCGACGAAGGUGCCACGAGUAGCGAAGAAUAUUUGGCUGCCAAAGAAGUUGUUAAAAAGUUCCUCAGCUUGCAGACGGUCAAGGAGGCCGUGAGUGAGUGCAAAAACGUGAUAUAUGAGCUACUAUCAUCUCACGGAGAUUCCGAAAAUCUGGUGUUUUUUGCUGCGGAAAUGCGAGAUUUUGCCAAAGUUCUGACGCAUCACAUCACCCGGGGAAAUUAUUCUUUAGCUCUCGAUGUUCUUGGAAAACACGGGUCCGUGGAUGCGUUUUACAAGCACACAGCGGCGCUUCUCACAGCAGCCCCGCGGCAAACCGUGGAUUUAUUGAUUGCUCAAGGAAGACGAUUGGUUCCCGCAACGCUAGUUUCUCCAAUAGUUGCUGCCUUGACAUCUGCUGCCGAACUCGGGGACAAGGACGCGGAAAUGAUGACGAUCAAGCAUCUAUUGCGGUAUUUGAAUUUUUGCGUGGAAUCCCUGGACGCGAGGGACGCUGGGAUGCACAAUUUGUUGGUCCGGCUUUUGGCGAGUGGGGCGUCGGACUUGAGUGAACUUGUGGCAUAUUUGGAAGGACAAGGCAGAGACAGCGCGUCCAUCAACUACAGUGCAGCUUACGCGCUUCGUGUGUGCGAAGAAACGGACUAUUCCCGGAUGUCGAAUCAAGCCGAAGCCCGGAAACAGCUCCGAGCUGCCAAAGUAAUCAUCCUCGCUGCGAUGGGACUUCACGAGAAAGCCGUGGAUGCUGCUUUGACUGGUGAUCCGCCGGAUAUCGCUGCAGCUCAAGCUGUUGCCGACGAUUCGGAAGAAGACGACGCGGACAGGAGGAAGCGAUUGUGGUUGAAAAUUGCGAGACGAGUUGUUGAGGGUGGAGGCGGCAGCGGAGGAGACGUGGCUGCGGCGGCGGUGGCCUUUUUGAAUCGGUGCCCGGGGGGCAUUUUGAAGCUGGAGGACAUCUUGCCCUUUUUCCCCGACUUCGCAACUAUUGAUCAUUUCAAGGAUGCAGUCUGUUCUGCUCUUCAGGAUUAUUCAAAGCACAUUGAAGCGUUGCAAGAAGAAAUGGAAGAGGCAACGAAGAGCACGGAACUGAUUCGGCAGGAGAUUGCGCAAUUUCAAAAUCAUUAUUGCGCUGUGGGCCCGGAAGACGAGUGCUUGGUUUGCGGUUAUCCUCUAGUCGUGGAGGGAUUUUACGUUUUCCCUUGUUCACACAAGUUUCAUUCUGAAUGUAUGUCUGGAGAAUUGUAUCCUAUUCUGGGCAAGGAUCAACAGGAUCGACUAAACGAUAUCAAGAGACAACUAGCAGCAAUGCAUUUGCGUGACGAAACUGCUUCAGUCAAUAGUGGAGGCCUGUCGGGUUUCUCCAGACGUGAUCAGCUGAAGGCAGAAAAAGACGAAAUCGUUGCAUCUCAGUGUCUUCUUUGUGGGGAUCACAUGAUUGAGUCCGUGGACAAAUCCUUCAUUGAAGACAAGGAUUACGCGGAGGCUGUUAGAGACUGGCUGUGA